Messenger RNA from Symbiodinium pilosum, 1818 nucleotides. NCBI's taxonomy places the organism in Eukaryota, Dinophyceae, Suessiales, Symbiodiniaceae. The record is from the annotation of a GenBank genome assembly.
AUGGAGACUGGUGGUGUGCACCACGGUCAUGACUGGAUCGUGCGUCCGGAUGGCCUGAUCCUUUUUGCAUUAAAGCCUGACAUGGCUUUGUCAGUCGAGGGGUCGGUGCACAACGGCAGCUCGGUAGUCCUUCGACCACACAACGGUAAGCCCGAGCCUUUCAACCAGUGGCGUUGGAAUACCAAUGGGAUGCUGACGCUUGCGGACAAGCCGAACUUUGACUUGAAUGUGAAGGAUGGCAAGCUGCAGAAUGGUGCCCCCGUCAUUGUCUGGCAGACGCAGACUGCCGGAAUGCAUAACACGUGGGCUUCCGAGGCGGAGGGCGCUGAAUCGGGAUCAUCCACAACUUUGAGUACAAAGGUGCCAUUCUGGAUUCGAGUCGUGGGCUCGCGUGGUGACCCCAACACGCUCUGGUCUUCCUUGACUGGUGGUGUUUCUGCACAAGCUGGGUACGUUUCGUGUUCUUCGGCAAUGAAUCGAGACACAGACUCUUCUUGGAUGUAUGUCCAUGACGACUACUACCACAGCGAGCACGUGACUUUCGUCCAGGUGCCGUACGGAAGCAACUUUAUCCUGAAAGCUGUUGAGAAGCCCCUCUCCAAAGCUUCGAAGAAAUCCAACUUGGGAUACUUGGCCUGCACUGAGCGGAUGGAUUUGGACAGAAGAGAUGCUCACUCUACGUAUGCUUAUGUCCACAAGGACAAAAGCCAUGCAACGCAAUUCGUGGAAGAAGUUUGUCCCGGAGGAUUCAUGCUAAGGUCGUUGGAUGGACAUGGAGGCUAUUUGAGUUGCGUGCAGCAGAAAUCUGAAGAUCAGAACGAUGCACGUUCAACCCUGUUGUACGUCCAGCACCAGUACCCAAACUUGGCGGCCGUUUUUGUGGCUCACUCGACUCAGGACGGCCAGAUUUCCUUCUGGGAGAGAUACAAGCUGGCCAUCAUUCUAUGCUGCGCCAUCACCCUGAUCGCCAGUGUAGUGCUUUGGAUCAUUGUUUGGUUGUGGUCUUGGGGCACGGUUGCGGCAGAUGUUGUGUCAACAUCCGAACCGCUUCAGAUCAACAUUCCCUACGACUGCUUGCAUCAACCGGAGCGGAUGUGGAGUAAUGCCAAAAAGGCUUGGUGCUGCAAGCACAAUUUGCUUGGCUGUCCAACUACGACUCCGCAGUCUACGUUAGUGCCACAGGCAUCAAACUGGGCUGGACUUGCAUCCAGACCUCAGACGAACGAUGACGACUGCUACACUGACGUGUUGUACUGGCAGACUGCUUGGACCCUCAGCAAGCAAAAUUGGUGCUGCGAGAACCAUGGCAUUGGCUGCAGGGCUUCUUUGCACAGCGACGCCUAUGAUUGUGAAAUCGAUUAUGGAAGAGGGACAUCUACGUGGUCGUACCGGAAGAAGCUGUGGUGUUGCAUGCACCAUGCUCAAGGUUGCCCAGCAGAGUAUCAGGCAGGACAGUAUGCCAGCACGCCGAAGUAUGAUUGCACAGCCGGAUAUUCUGAGUGGCCCAAUUGGCACGGACCGAAGAAAGCAUGGUGCUGCUAUCAUGCCGCGGUUGGAUGUCCGGUCGAGAAAGCAGAGCGCUAUGAUUGCGAUGCGGGUUAUCAGAACUGGCUUCAGGGCUGGUCGCAGGCCAAAAAGAUUUGGUGCUGCUUUCAUCAAGAUCGUGGCUGCGACGACGCGGACAACACUGAGUAUGACUGCGUGGCCGGUUACGAGAACUGGCAGUUCGGCUGGUCAGGCCGAAAAAAAGAUUGGUGCUGCCAGCACGAGGACAGAGGUUGCUCCGAAUCAGGAUCUGAGAAGCAGCAAAGCAGCUAG